Ichthyophthirius multifiliis is the source of this 844-nucleotide messenger RNA. RefSeq lists its product as hypothetical. Lineage: Eukaryota; Ciliophora; Oligohymenophorea; Hymenostomatida. The record is from RefSeq and is a predicted model, not a curated record. The transcript has a single exon.
AGUUUCCUCAAACGCAGGUACAGAAAACUAAUAUAGAUUCAGUUCAAUCCUAGGAGGUACUUGCCUUUACAUAAAAAUAAUGGACAUGAUUACUUAUUUUCAUAAAAUAAUAUAGUAACAAUUGGUCUUUACCCAUAUCUGAAAUAAUGAUUAUAUGUACAACAUAAAAAGUCACAAAUCUUAAAUGAAAAUUUGCAUGUAGUCGUUAAAGUGAAUUCUAAAAAUUCUAUAAGUAUAUAUGAAGUGAAUUUAUACUCCUGUAAUAAUUUUUAUCAUAAGGCUUAUAGAGCUUCUGAUUAUACAAAGUUUUAUGGAAUAUUUAAAAUGAAAAAUACUAAUGAAAUUUAAAAACUUUAAUAGGAGAAAAUUUAUGCGACAGAUACCAUGAUUUUACCCUAAAUGAAGACAAAUCUAUGGUAAAUUGGGAUGUAUCUUAAAUUACAAAGUGCAAAACUGCAAAAAAAACUUGAAGGAGGAUUAUAUAAUAUUAAUUUUAUAUCUAAAUGGAGUUUUAUUUAAAAGACUAAGGUGUUUCUUAAGAGACCAAAUCGAUACUUAUAAGACUAUCAUAACUUAACUUUAAAAUUAUUCAUUAAAUCAAAUCUAAGAAUUAAAGCAAAAAUUUUUUCGAAUUAUCUAGUAAAAAUAAAGGCGAACAUUAGAGAAUUAGAAUGUAAAAAGUUGCAAUCUUCCUUGUAAUUAAUUAUAUGUAAAGUCUUUAAGCUUAGGAAUGAGUAGAAAUGCCCAAAUAUAUAUUUGAUGAGUAGUGGAUGAACACUUUUAGGGAAAAGGUGAAAAAUAUUGAACUAAAUACAAAAAAUUGUAAGAAAUAAUAAUUAAUUAG